UCUCGGAUAGUGGUAACGGUAACAACAGUCGCCAUGCUGUUUCUAGUGUUACUUUUCGUGAUAGCAGCUCUGAUAACACUUCAAUACGCUCGAUGGAUCCGGAUAAACAGCUACAGCAAGCGGAUACCUUCCGUCGAACCGAUUGUGCCUAUUUUGGGACACAUUCCGAUGCUGUGCGGGAUCAACACCCAGGAGAUAUUCGAAUUUUUCGUCAAGAGCUUCCAGCAGGUCGACCGGAUGGGCAAGAUCAUGCUUGGACCCGUUCCGAUGGUGAUGGUGAACCAUCCGGAUUUGAUGGAACAAAUCCUGACGAACGGCGAUAUGUACAAUAAGCCAUUUUUGUACGAUUUUUUCGAGCUUGGCGUCGGAUUGAUCACGGAACGGGACGGGGACAAGUGGAAGCAAUCUCGAAAGGCUCUAAAUCGAACAUUCAACUCCCAGAUACUGAGAGGUUUCCUUCCGUUGAUGGAUGCGCGAGUGAAAACAUUGGUUCAAAAGUUAGAGCCAUAUGCUGGGGGUGGAGAGAUUGAUCUGCUGGAACAUAUUGCCGAGUGUACCCUGGAGAUGAUCUUCACCACUACUAUGGGGCGGUGUGAGGAGAAACUACCAGGACAGACCAGGUUUCUACAUCAUGUAGAUCUGUUGAUGAAGCUCAUUGGAGAACGAAUCUUCAACGUGAACCAAUUUUUGGACGUAUUUUACCGCAUGACAAAAUCGUACCAAACGAGAAAGGUUUGCGAAGAUGUUGUUAACGAGUUUACGGAAGCGAUCAUUCAAACCCGACGUGAGGAGCUUGAAAAGGAAAGACGACUAGCACCAGAGCAGGAUGAGUUUCACUCGAAGCUACUGAUCUUUCUAGACCAGGUGCUUACAAUACGGAAAGGCGAAGAAAACACUGGGUUUACAGAUCGUGAGAUUCUUGAUCAUCUCCUCACUAUCAUGGGAGCGGGUCAGGACACUUCCGCCUAUGCUGUAGCCUACACCUUGCUGCUCCUGGCAAUGAACCCGAACAUCCAAAACAAGGUUGUAGAAGAAAUAAACUCCGUGUUCACCUCCAACUCGGUGGAAGUCACCGUAGACACCCUGCAACAGCUCAAGUACACCGAACAAGUCAUCAAAGAGUCGCUUCGGCUCCUGCCAGUGGCACCAAUUUUGGGACGCGAAACAAGCAAAGAAAUCGAGCUCGAUGGUGUCCGGAUUCCCCCGAACCAAAUGAUCAUGUACAACCUGUACGCACUGCAUCGGCGACCGGAUGUUUGGGGACCGGACCCGGAACGGUUUGACCCGGAUCGAUUCGGACCGGAAGCAGUCACGAAUCGGCAUCCGUAUGCUUAUUUGCCUUUUAGUGGUGGGCUGCGGAACUGCAUCGGCUGGCGGUACGCGCUCAACUCAAUGAGGAUCAUACUGUUGCGGAUCUUGCAGAACUAUGAACUGAAAACCGAUCUUAGGCAGUCGGAGAUGCGCUUCAAGUUCGAGAUCACUAUGAAACUGAUCGGUCCACAUCGGGUGUGGCUGACGAAGAGACCGAAGUGAAGCUAGCGAUGGAUUACAUUUUUCAAUUGAAAUAUGUCAUGCG
This is a messenger RNA of Culex quinquefasciatus (southern house mosquito), 1576 nucleotides long. Its product is annotated as cytochrome P450 4c21. The transcript has 5 exons. The record is from RefSeq and is a predicted model, not a curated record. Gene Ontology annotation, molecular function: monooxygenase activity; iron ion binding; oxidoreductase activity, acting on paired donors, with incorporation or reduction of molecular oxygen. The coding region runs from base 34 to 1533 and encodes 499 amino acids. NCBI's taxonomy places the organism in Eukaryota, Metazoa, Arthropoda, Insecta, Diptera, Culicidae.